Messenger RNA from Vigna umbellata (rice bean), 4728 nucleotides. NCBI's taxonomy places the organism in Eukaryota, Viridiplantae, Streptophyta, Magnoliopsida, Fabales, Fabaceae. The record is from RefSeq and is a predicted model, not a curated record.
AUGCGUUGGGUUUUAGUGUCAUACUUGAUUAUCUUCCAAUAUUUGCUUCUACAUUUUUCUUCAUACAAUUGUUUGUCAUGCAACCCUGAUGACGAAUCUGUCCUGUUGCAAUUCAAAAAUUCAGUUACUGUUGUCAAGCCAUCAACUUCGUUUAAUUGUCUCCCGUAUUUAUCAAACACAGCAUCUUGGAACAAUGAAACAGAUUGUUGCGGGUGGAAUGGUGUCAGAUGUGACUCUGAGUUAGGUCAUGUGAUUGGCCUCGAUCUUUCCUGCACUCCUCUUAAAGGUGAGCUACUUGGUCCCAAUAGUUCCAUUUUCAAGCUAAGACACCUUCAACAUCUUAGCCUACUUUCUUAUGAUUUAGAUGGAUCUCCAAUACACUCUGCAAUUGGUGAUCUUGUCAGCCUCACAUAUUUAACUUUACAUUACCUUAGAAUUAAUGGUGAUGUUCCCUCCAAAAUCUCUCACUUGUCAAAAUUAAAAAAUCUUGAUCUCAAUGUACACUCUAGUGAAUCCAUACCGAGACUUGAUUCAUACACUUGGAACAAACUCAUUCACAAUGCCACCAAUUUAAGGGAAAUUUCUUUACGUGGAGUGAACAUGUCUUCUGUGGGAGAGAGCUCUUUGUCAUUGUUAACCAAUCUGUCGUCCUCUUUGCUUUCUCUCCGUUUCACGGAUACCAAACUCCAAGGGAAAUGGCCAACUGACAUCCUCUGUUUACCCAAUCUCCAAGAAAUGAGUAUCUUAUCGAAUGAAAACCUGACAGGUGAACUUCCAAACUCCAACUGGACUACUCCACUAAGAGCCUUGUUUAUUUAUCGAACUAAUUUCUCAGGAGACAUUCCUGAUUCCAUAGCCCACUUGAAGUCUCUUGUCCAACUAUCCCUUUUUGAAAGCAAUUUUGAUGGAUUUAUUCCACCAUCAUUGUUUGAUCUUACUCUCCUUACUCUUUUACAUUUAUCAGAUAAUAAAUUAGUUGGCCCAAUUCCAACCCAAAUCACCAAACUAUCUGAAUUAUCGAUCCUAAGUUUGAGUGGUAACAUGUUAAACGGAUCAAUUCCCGGUGGGUGUUAUUCUUUGCCUUCUUUAUUCAUCUUGAAUCUUAGUAACAAUCAACUCACAGGGUCAAUUAGUGAGUUCUCAUCUAAUUCUUUGCAAUAUUUGAGACUUUCUAAUAAUAAACUGCAAGGCAAUUUUCCAAAUUUCUCGACACCACAUCUGAAAGAAUUAGAUAUUUCUCAUAACAUAAUUCAAGGAAGGUUUCCCAAAAGGUUUCAAGAGAACCUCUUGCUCUUCUGGAAGAAUAUUAGUUACAUUGAUCUCAGUUUCAAUAAGUUGCAAGGAGAUCUUCCGAUUCUACCAAAUGGCAUUCGAUACUUUUCAGUGUCAAAUAAUGAACUGAGUGGGGACAUUUCUUUAGCAUUGUGCAACGCAACAAUGCUUUAUGUAAUCAACUUGGCUCACAACAACUUGACAGGACUUAUUCCACAAUGCUUGGGAACAUUUCCUUCUCUUUGGGCGUUGGAUUUGCAAGACAACAACCUUUACGGAAGCAUACCCGAUAACUUUUCUGAAGGAAAUGCCUUUAAGACUCUCAAGUUGAAUGGAAAUCACUUGAAGGGACCGUUUCCACAGACUUUGAAUCACUGUACAAACCUUGAUGUUUUGGACCUUGGAAACAAUGACAUAGAGGAUAAAUUUCCCUCUUAUUUAGAAACUUUGCCAACUUUACAGGUACUCAGUUUGCAGUCAAAUAAAUUUUAUGGUGACAUCCCUUCUAUCGGCACCAAACUUUCAUUUCCCAGGCUGAGGAUUUUUGACAUCUCCAAUAACUACUUUACCGGACCCUUGCCAUCAUCAUAUAUCGUCAACUUUCAAGAAAUGAUGAAUGUGGAUCACAGCCAAACUGGUUCGACAUAUUUGGGCAACCAUCGUACAUAUAAUGAUUCAAUAGUGCUGGUGAUUAAAGGGUUUCACAGAGAACUCACGAGGAUAUUUACUGCUUGGAUAGUCAUUGAUUUAUGAAAUAAUAUGUUUGAAGGAGAAGUUCCAAAAGCCAUUGGAGAGUUAAAGUCUCUCAAAGGGCUUAACAUUUCACACAAUAAAAUCACUGGUACCAUUCCACUGUCAUUGGGUAAUUUAACAAAUUUGGAAUGGUUGGACCUCUCAUGGAACCAAUUGAAGGGUGAGAUUCCUAUGACUCUGACAAAUUUGAAUUCUCUUGGUGUCUUGAACCUUUCACAAAAUCAAUUGGAGGGAAUGAUACCUGAGAGUCGACACUUUGACACAUUUGAAAAUGUUUCCUAUGUUGGAAAUCCAAUGCUGUGUGGAUUCCCCUUGUCAAGAUCUUGCAAUGGAAAGAAUGAAAGGAAUAAAGAAAGGUCACAAGGUUCAACAUUUGAUGAAGAAGAAUCAGGAUUUGGGUGGAAAGCCGUUGUAAUCGGCUAUGGAUGUGGGACGAUCUUUGGAAUAAUAUUGGGUUAUAAUGUAUUCUUUGCUGGAAAACCCCAAUGGCUUGCAAGACUCGCUGAAGUUGUGUUUAUUGUUAGACUGCCCAGAGCAAACAAUAGAAAGCGUGUAAUUCGUUUGGGAAGAAAUUAUGUGGCCGCUUUCCGCAGAUCGAAAUGUGGUUUCUCUCCACCGCACUUCCAAUUGCGGAAAGGUGANGAGAGCUCUUUGUCAUUGUUAACCAAUCUGUCGUCCUCUUUGCUUUCUCUCCGUUUCACGGAUACCAAACUCCAAGGGAAAUGGCCAACUGACAUCCUCUGUUUACCCAAUCUCCAAGAAAUGAGUAUCUUAUCGAAUGAAAACCUGACAGGUGAACUUCCAAACUCCAACUGGACUACUCCACUAAGAGCCUUGUUUAUUUAUCGAACUAAUUUCUCAGGAGACAUUCCUGAUUCCAUAGCCCACUUGAAGUCUCUUGUCCAACUAUCCCUUUUUGAAAGCAAUUUUGAUGGAUUUAUUCCACCAUCAUUGUUUGAUCUUACUCUCCUUACUCUUUUACAUUUAUCAGAUAAUAAAUUAGUUGGCCCAAUUCCAACCCAAAUCACCAAACUAUCUGAAUUAUCGAUCCUAAGUUUGAGUGGUAACAUGUUAAACGGAUCAAUUCCCGGUGGGUGUUAUUCUUUGCCUUCUUUAUUCAUCUUGAAUCUUAGUAACAAUCAACUCACAGGGUCAAUUAGUGAGUUCUCAUCUAAUUCUUUGCAAUAUUUGAGACUUUCUAAUAAUAAACUGCAAGGCAAUUUUCCAAAUUUCUCGACACCACAUCUGAAAGAAUUAGAUAUUUCUCAUAACAUAAUUCAAGGAAGGUUUCCCAAAAGGUUUCAAGAGAACCUCUUGCUCUUCUGGAAGAAUAUUAGUUACAUUGAUCUCAGUUUCAAUAAGUUGCAAGGAGAUCUUCCGAUUCUACCAAAUGGCAUUCGAUACUUUUCAGUGUCAAAUAAUGAACUGAGUGGGGACAUUUCUUUAGCAUUGUGCAACGCAACAAUGCUUUAUGUAAUCAACUUGGCUCACAACAACUUGACAGGACUUAUUCCACAAUGCUUGGGAACAUUUCCUUCUCUUUGGGCGUUGGAUUUGCAAGACAACAACCUUUACGGAAGCAUACCCGAUAACUUUUCUGAAGGAAAUGCCUUUAAGACUCUCAAGUUGAAUGGAAAUCACUUGAAGGGACCGUUUCCACAGACUUUGAAUCACUGUACAAACCUUGAUGUUUUGGACCUUGGAAACAAUGACAUAGAGGAUAAAUUUCCCUCUUAUUUAGAAACUUUGCCAACUUUACAGGUACUCAGUUUGCAGUCAAAUAAAUUUUAUGGUGACAUCCCUUCUAUCGGCACCAAACUUUCAUUUCCCAGGCUGAGGAUUUUUGACAUCUCCAAUAACUACUUUACCGGACCCUUGCCAUCAUCAUAUAUCGUCAACUUUCAAGAAAUGAUGAAUGUGGAUCACAGCCAAACUGGUUCGACAUAUUUGGGCAACCAUCGUACAUAUAAUGAUUCAAUAGUGCUGGUGAUUAAAGGGUUUCACAGAGAACUCACGAGGAUAUUUACUGCUUGGAUAGUCAUUGAUUUAUGAAAUAAUAUGUUUGAAGGAGAAGUUCCAAAAGCCAUUGGAGAGUUAAAGUCUCUCAAAGGGCUUAACAUUUCACACAAUAAAAUCACUGGUACCAUUCCACUGUCAUUGGGUAAUUUAACAAAUUUGGAAUGGUUGGACCUCUCAUGGAACCAAUUGAAGGGUGAGAUUCCUAUGACUCUGACAAAUUUGAAUUCUCUUGGUGUCUUGAACCUUUCACAAAAUCAAUUGGAGGGAAUGAUACCUGAGAGUCGACACUUUGACACAUUUGAAAAUGUUUCCUAUGUUGGAAAUCCAAUGCUGUGUGGAUUCCCCUUGUCAAGAUCUUGCAAUGGAAAGAAUGAAAAAGGAAUAAAGAAAUCACAAGGUUCAACAUUUGAUGAAGAAGAAUCAGGAUUUGGGUGGAAAGCCGUUGUAAUCGGCUAUGGAUGUGGGACGAUCUUUGGAAUAAUAUUGGGUUAUAAUGUAUUCUUUGCUGGAAAACCCCAAUGGCUUGCAAGACUCGCUGAAGUUGUGUUUAUUGUUAGACUGCCCAGAGCAAACAAUAGAAAGCGUGUAAUUCGUUUGGGAAGAAAUUAGUUCAAUGUAAUUUUGUUUUAUGUGGGUUCAACGUUUGUCUGUAUUUUCUUUUUUAUAAAACUUGUCUGUAUGGAA